Messenger RNA from Naumovozyma dairenensis CBS 421, 396 nucleotides. RefSeq names its product ubiquinol--cytochrome-c reductase subunit 7 (gene QCR7). The coding region runs from base 1 to 396 and encodes 131 amino acids. Gene Ontology annotation, biological process: mitochondrial electron transport, ubiquinol to cytochrome c. The record is from RefSeq and is a predicted model, not a curated record. NCBI's taxonomy places the organism in Eukaryota, Fungi, Ascomycota, Saccharomycetes, Saccharomycetales, Saccharomycetaceae. The transcript has a single exon.
AUGCCACAAUCUUUUACUUCUAUUACAAAAAUUGGUGAUUACAUUUUAAAGACCCCCAUCUUAAACAAAUUUUGUGUCCCCGUAGCAAAUAAAUUUAUUAAAUAUUCAGGUUAUAGACAAUUAGGAUUAAGAUAUAAUGAUCUUUUCGCUGAAGAAUCUCCAGUAGUACAAACUGCUAUACGAAGAUUACCUGCUGAUGAAUCAUACGCAAGAAAUUAUAGAAUUAUUAGAGCUCAUCAAACUGAAUUGACUCAUCAUCUUUUACCAAGAAAUGAAUGGAUUAAAGCUCAAGAUGAUGUCCCUUAUUUAUUACCUUAUAUAUUGGAAGCUGAAUUAGAAGCAAAUGAAAAAUUAAAAUUAGAUAAUUUAGAAGUGGUAUCACCAACGAAAAAAUAA